Molecule: messenger RNA, 1609 nt
Organism: Somion occarium
Lineage: Eukaryota; Fungi; Basidiomycota; Agaricomycetes; Polyporales; Cerrenaceae
Source: the annotation of a GenBank genome assembly
AUUCGAGGCUGAUCUGAUUGGUUCCUCAAUUCAACGCGUACACGCUACCCCUUGCCUGGAAACCUUGGAAUAAUCGAAUGCGUGUGGAUCCAUGCUCGCUGCCUCGGGGAUGUCAUUACAGUCAUACCUACUUACCUAUGAAGAAACCGUUUCGGACCAGCCGUCAAGAAUACUCCACUUGGGCGCCGCUACCAUAUGUAUACACUGACUCUCCACCGGAGACGUCAGACAUUCCCUUCAUUCCUACAGCUUUGCUAUCAGAGCACUCGAGGACCCGCUGGUAUGUUAAUUGAGUCAAAACUUUGUAAACAGUCUUAACAUUGUUGUGUCUAGAAGCUUUAAAGUUGCAUCUGCCAAUCUCUCGAGAUAGUUUAAUUCGGUUCCAGCAUACUCCAUAUACCCCAACACUGUGAUGUCAAUCGCGCUCGCGGACCUACCUGCGGAGGUGUUGAUCGAUAUCCUCAGCGACGCAUGCACGGAUUCGGGUCUAACAGGUUGCUCGCUGACUUCAGUCUCGAGAGACUUCCGAGCCUUAUGUCUUUGGAGCGGCGUUGAUAUCCAAUGUGCCGCCGUUUAUGGUUUGGAGAGGAUGCGCAAGUUUCUUGUAAUGAUCGAGAGGAGAGAUCGGGACGCGAGAAGAGUCAAGCAUCUCUUUCUUACAGAUCGAGUCAGUGUAGAUGAUGGAUUUCUACCUAGCGAUUCAUGCUUUGACAUGGAGCGGCUUACUACCGACCUCGACAAACUUCCCGCCUGCUGGCUCAACCGCAUAUUACAUGCCAUCUCACCGUACCACCUCAAGACACUGACCAUCCUCAUGCCAUGUGCCCUCCUGACGACGGUUACCGCCCCCUCCAUAUUCUCCAUCCCAUUUCCCUCCCUUUCAGAACUCACGCUUCACGUUUCUGUAGGACCGUGUUUCUUCGAUGACUUUUCCGCCAUAUCGAGUCUGAAACGACUUCAUAUAGCCGCUUUUCGUGAGCUUCCAGGCGACAUUGGUAGUUCGAUAUCUAAGGUCGCUCCGACCUUGACACAUCUAAGGAUCUCUGGGGUCACUAACCCUCUAUGGUACGGAAACUUGCCAGAAGUUUUGAGGGAGUACGUCCCAGAGGAGCCUUCCCCGCCUUCCCCCGUGAUCUCCAAACCUCCAAGCGCAUUCCCCAUUCCCUCCCCCUUGGAUACAUCGCUGCCAGGCAGUUUGCCUCCAAGCCUGCACGAUGUUAUCAUCGGAUUUGCGCCCUUCUACCAAUUAGCAGUGAGGAACUUUGAGAGACGGAAGAUUGCGUAUUUUCAGACUGCCAAGGAGUUGAAGCGAAUUAUGCCACCAGAUGAACCUAAUACAACGAGGGAGAAGAGGUUGGUAGUGUUGGACCCACCACCGGUUACUGAGGAAGAUGAGAGGGAUGAUGUCCUACGGGAGAGAUAUAAGUUGAUUCGAAUGGAGUGGGAGGAGAGGAUACUUGGGGACGAAGGGUGUUGGAAGGUAGCGUAGGAUUUGGAUGGGAUUCACGUGGAUCUCAUGGUCAGUUUGUUCUCUCCCGAACUUUGGGCUACGACGAUCACAAACAAAGAUACUCUGGUUUCUCUCCAAUCACUCCUCUCGAAGACGCUC